AUGUAUAGACGUGUUUGCUUACUUCUACUUAUUAUAUUUUACAUAUCAACAACGGUUACAUUGCAUACUUUAAAAAGACAGAAGAGGAUUGUUGGUGGUAAACCGGCUGCACCACCUCCUGUAAAUGAUCCUGUUGUCUAUGUGACAAGUAGUAAAAGCCAAGCACGUAUUUAUGGUACUCGAGAUCCGAAUAAAGGAUUUUAUGUGUUUCGUGGUAUUCGAUUUGGUCUACCUCCAGUAGGUCAACGUCGAUUUCAAAGACCUAUACCUCUGAAUUUGGAGGGUGAAAUUAAUGCGACGAAAUGGGGACCUCCUUGUCCUCAACCUAAUGACGUUAACGGUAAAAGAAUCGUGGGAAGUGAAGAUUGUCUUUUCUUAAAUGUUUUCACACCUAUGCUCCCAGAUUCCGGCGAUGGGUAUCCAGUACUAAUUUGGAUACACGGCGGUGGUUUUAGAAGGGGUUCUGCUUGCCAAUAUGAAUUGAGAAAUAUAAUUCAGAAAAAAAUAGUGGUAGUGUCGAUUCAAUAUAGAUUAGGUUCACUUGGAUUUUUAAGUAGCGGUACGAAGGAUUUACCGGGUAACAAUGGUAUAUUUGACAUGAUGUUAGCGGUGAAAUGGGUGGAGGAUUAUAUCGAAUUUUUCGGUGGAAAUCCGAAAAAAAUUACACCGUUCGGCCAUGGCACAGGAGCUAGUUCUGCCUUCAUGCUUGCAUUAUCCAAAAUGUCAAGAAACCCCUUCAGCGGGUUAAUUGCAAUGUCGGGUUCAAUUUUAUCUCACUUUGCGAUUGACAAAAACCCCUCAUCCAAAAUGCAAUAUAUUGCUUCGACGAAUGGAUGUCCAUCAAACGAUACCGUCCAAAUGAUCUACUGCCUUAAACAAAUACCAGUUGAUAAGUUGAUAGAAACUGAUUCCAGCUUACAAACUAUGCGUUCUGUUCUCCAUGGCUUCAUAUAUAGUUUAUCAACUUUAUUAGGUCCUGGUCCUGUAAUUGAGGGCAAUGAUGAUGGAAGAUUUCUUCCCAAUCUUAAUACCAAGACACCGGAAGAUUCUCUGCAAUUUGAAGAAUUUCCAACGAUUCCUUUACUAACAGGAGUUAUGAAUAAUGAAGUGGGAGGGGCAAUUCUUGGAAAUUAUAAAACUGAGAUUCAAAAUGAUUUGGAAACUUUUCCAAAUUUUUUAAAUGAUUAUCUUAUACCAACUUUACAGAAUACUAUUUCGGACUUCGGAAAUAAAUCGCGGUUUACACCCGACGCUUUUAGAAAAUAUUUUAAUGUUUUUAACACCGGAAAUAAUUCUGUUGAUAUUAGUAAAGUAGCAGAAGCUAUGGGAGAUUCUUUAUUUAAUGUGCCUGCUUUUCUGACUGUUGAACAUUGGGCUAAAAAAUCUGAAGCCUUUUUGUACAGUUUUGAUCAUAAAGGAAAACGAAAUUAUGGUAAAAAUUUUCUAACCGGAUUACCUAUAGCGGAUGCGAAACAUGCUUUGGAUGGUAUAACAAGUCACGGUGAUGAUCUUGGAUAUAUUUUUAAACAAAAUACUAUUACCGGAGAGGCAUUACAAAAUACUGAAGAAUCAAAUAAAGAAGAUGAACUUGUAGAAGAUAUUUUUACGAAUAUGAUAGCUCAAUUUGCUAAAAAUGGUAAACCUAAUGUAACAUUUCCAUUUCAAGGUGGUAGUUUACUUCCAAAUUUACUACCAAGGUUUUCUAGUGAAAGUAAUCAAUUUAUUAGUAUUACUGCCACCCCUUACAUACUGAAACAAUUUAGGUAUUGUGAAAUGGGGUUGUGGACUGGCCUUGCAAAACGAUUACAAUCACCCAUGUGUAAUUUUUUCAAAAUUACCACGGAUAAUGUCGAGCACAAUGCUAAAAAAAUUGAAACUAAUGUUAAAAAUCGUAUUAGUACAUUUGAAAAAACAGUUACAGAUUUUGUACCUAAUUUUACUAUUUUAAAGAACGAAACAAAAAUGGGAGCUACUAAUAAUUCAGUUAAAAACACGAAACCUACAAGAACAGGUUCUAUAUUUUGGAAUUAG
Habropoda laboriosa is the source of this 2031-nucleotide messenger RNA. Its product is annotated as esterase FE4-like. The record is from RefSeq and is a predicted model, not a curated record. The coding region runs from base 1 to 2031 and encodes 676 amino acids. Lineage: Eukaryota; Metazoa; Arthropoda; Insecta; Hymenoptera; Apidae. The transcript has 7 exons.